UAAUUGUGUGCAGCACGCGAGCAUUGUAUAUAAAAUUACUAGAACAACAACAAAAACCCUCUCUAAAACCCUGUGGUUCUCGAAUGACCUAAUUAUUUAGAACAAUAACAAAAUCCAGCAACUCCUUGAUCAUGAAUCCUCAUCAUAAUUCCAACCAAAAUCCAGCAACUCCUUCCGCAGCUCAACAGGUUAACUCUGUCACUAAUCAGCAAACCUGCAAUGGAAAUGUUGGAGGAUUAUUGCCCAAUAACAGACCAAUCGCACCUCCAUCUUGUUUCAUGAAUUUCCCUAAUCAGCCCUUUCCCUUGCAAAAUACUAUGGCUCAAUACCCUACUGGUUUUCCUGGAUUCAAUCCACAGCAGAAUUUUAAUCCCUUUCCUGUAAACCAGUUUAAUCCUUCUCAGUUCUUUCCUAACAAUUCCAUGAAUCGUCCUGUAUACAACCCAAAUGUUGCUUUACCUAAUGAGCAAGUGAUUAUGCAGAAUACGAUCCAAAAUAUCUAUCAGCUUCUUCAAUUACAAUCACAAUCACAGAACCCCAAUUAUCCCCAAUGUCCUCCUGGUAAUUUCCCCAUGUUCCAGAACCAGAUUCCAAAUGUUAUGAGUCAUCAAAACCCUGGAUUUCUUCCAAAUCAGCAGUUUGGCAUGCCUAAUUUCAAUGGCCCCUUGCAACAUGCUAAUCAAGGGCAACAAUUACAAGGGAACCCGUUUCUACCUCAUGCUCCUAAUUCAGUUCAACCACAGCAAUCACCAAAUCUCCUUUUACAGAACCAGAUUCCUCAAGGUGUGGUUCCUCAAAAUCACAACUUUCUUCCAAAUCAGAUGAAUCCAAGUGGGCCCAUGCAACAUGCUAAUCAAGGACAAAAAGGUCAACAAGGGACCUCAAUUUUACCCCAGAAACCUUCUCCUACAGUCUCAAAUUUUCAGGAGAAACAUGGAAACAACAUUAAUGGUGGAUGGACUUCUCCACGCAAGAACUUCACAGGAGAUAAAAAGAAUGACGCCUCACAAUCACAUAAAGGAUUCAAGUCUCAGUUUCAUCAUGGAAAACAUGCCUACAAUGGCAAUAUGAAUCAAGCAGAGGGUAAGAAAAAUGCUGCAGUAAAUUCUAGGCAUCAAAAUUCCAUUUCCACCAAGUUUGAAAAAAAGGUACCCUCUCUGAAGUAUACAGAGCAAGAAAUUAAGCAGUGGCGUGAGGCUCGUAAGAAGCAUUAUCCCACAAAUGUCAACAAAUCCAAGGAAGAAGAGGCAUCCGUAUUACGUCGUCAGCAAUUGAAGGAAAUAUUGACAAAACAGGCGGAACUAGGCUGUGAAGUAGCCGAUAUUCCAUCGCAUUAUUUAUCGGGUCCUGAAAAACACAUCCAAAAACACGAAAAGGAACGAUUCAAAAAAGGAAAAUUCCAAAAGAAAAGAGGAAAUAAAUUUCAAAAUGAUCGAAUCACCAAGAAAACAAGAUCAGAAAACCCUAAUAAGCCAAACGAGAACAAGCGGGACCCAUCACUUUUACAAAAACUUUUGACAAAAGACAUCAAGAGAGACCAAAACCAUCUUUUACAGGUUUUCCGGUUCAUGGUGGUCAACUCUUUCUUCUCCGGUCAACCGGAAAAGCCUUUGAGAUUUCCGGAUGUAAUUGUGAGAGAAACGGGUCCCGGUGUCGCCGGAGAAGUCACCGGAGAAGUCGCCGGAGAACUGGAUAGUUUGGUUGUUGAAGGUGGCGAGAAGGUGGUUGAGAAAGUUGAUGUUGAUUCUGAUGAAGAAGAGGGAGAAAUCACUGAUUGAAAUUUGAAUAUUUUGUGGAAAUUAGAAAGUGUAUGUGUUCUUAAAUAUAUAUGUUUAAGUUUGUUUAGGUUUAAAUGUAACAAUGCUGUUGGGGUAGUAUUCGAUUUUGUGGCAGCAUGUUGAUGUUAUGAAUGGAUUUGUGAUUGUAAGGUUAAGGUUAAGGUAGGUGUUUGAUGUUUUAAUAGCAUCUAUGUUUAUAUAUUUAUUGUUGUUUCUAACUAUAUGUGGGUCUUAAU
Messenger RNA from Lactuca virosa, 2014 nucleotides. Lineage: Eukaryota; Viridiplantae; Streptophyta; Magnoliopsida; Asterales; Asteraceae. The record is from the annotation of a GenBank genome assembly.